AUGGCUGAAGGCAAUGAUCUGGAUAAAGAAGCUAACAAACAAGAGGUCCCAGAUAUAGUUGAUGACAUUCAGUGGGAUCAAGGUGACCUUGGAACCUGGCACAAACAUAAUCAGCAUAGUAACCAUUGCAACCAACUCAGUCAUGUGACAACAGAAAUAAACACUGGUACAAAUGAAACUCCUGAACACAGAGUUGAGACAACUAAUAAUGAAAUAUUAACUGAAUGGGACAGUCAAUUUGACUUCUGCUUCAAAGACAGUCCAAACAAUUCACCGGUCAAAUCUAUGCUAAAUAAAGAAAAUAGUGCCAAGUCAUCAAAAGAUAAAUUUAGGGCAGUUAUUGUUAAAGGGAAGGAUUUUGUUAAGUCUAAAGUGAACAGUUGUCGAGAUAGAUUUAGUAGGAAUUCUAUGAAGGAGGUGAAAAAGAGGCAAUCAAAUGUUACUGAAGAUGAAAGUGAAAAGGGAAGUAACUCCUGUGGGAAUCACAGGGGAAGUUACUCUGGUGCUCCACAAGAUCAGGAGCAAAGUAACACAGAGCAGAUGGGAACGUCUGCUGACUUAAAGACUAUUGACAUGUCAUGUGACAAAGAUGAGAAAGAAGCUGAUUGGUCAGGACAAAAUGGCAACAGUAAAUAUGAGAAUGAAGAAAAUUUUAUGAUACUACCUGAAGUUUACACAAAAUAUAAUGGUGUAAGUAAUGACAACAUGGGGCAGAACCAUAGCCAAGAAAAGGCAGAUGAAAUAAAGGAAAAUAAUGAUGAUAUGACAGAUGGACAGAAGAAUGGAAACCAAGUGGGGAUUGUUGUGGUUGAUGAAGAAGAAAAUGAUUAUGGAAAUGCUGGGAAUGGAGAUGAGGAAGAUCAAACAGUUUUAGAUGAAGCCAUACCUUUGGGAUCAGAAGCACAGUCAUUUGAGGAAUGUACACGAACUGAGACUUCACAGCUGGAAGUACCAGUGGACAAAAAAAUAAAAUGGCUUCUAGGAAACUUGGAACAACAUAGCUUUGGUUCUGACCUGUCACAGAACACAGCAACCAGCAACUCUAGUGAUAUAAGUGUUGAUAUGCUAUUAAAUGAAAGAUCUAAUGAUCCAGAAGAAAUCUUGACAAAUCUUGGUUUUGGCGAGGGCGAAGAGGGAAACAAUCCUAACGUAAGAAUUCCAGGACGAUUCAAAGCUGAUCAAUCAGGAGCAGAGGGUGUGUCAAUUACAGAAUUUCUUGGUGACAAUCCUGAACUCUCUCAAUUACUCCAGGCAAUCUCUGAUCAACAAGAAGGUGGAGGAGAAAAUCUUGAACUUGAUACAAAAGAUAUGGAUGCCAUGAUGGCCGCUGGUCAGGGUAAUCCUAACUAUGGUAACAUGCUUAAUUCAGUUAUGCAUGGCAUGAAGUUUCUUAACCUUUUAUCAAGUGCAAAAAAUUUAAAUAAUCUUGGCGAAAAACCAGAAGAACAUCCAAGUAUAUUGCAAAAUCCUAAAAAUAGGGAGUUUCUAGCCCAACAGGGAUUUUAUGACCGACACAAAAAAAAAUCUAGGUCAGAAUCGGAAGCUAAAGCGAACAAAUUAAGUCGAACUCAGUCUCUGGAUGCUUCUGAAAAAAGGAAAAAAUUUCAAGCCACAAAAUCUCGAAAUUAUUCUUCGCUUCAAAAUGUUCCUGAGCAAGAUGAAGUAUUUGACCCUCAGAAAUCUGGUGCUGGAAAUUAUUACUCAUUUGGUACCAGUGUGGGUACGGGAAGAUCAUCUAGUAUUGAUAAUUAUCGUCCAAGCAUGACAUCCAUUGAAACUUCAACAGAUUCAUUUGAUAGUGGUGAUUCACCUGGAUACACUGGUCGUAAUGGAAGUUCAAGGUCAGAACCUUAUCUCAUCCAAUCGGAACAAAUGAACAUUGCCGAUUCAGGUAUCUGGAAUACUGAAGAUUCUCAAAGAAGUGUGGAUGAGGAGUACUUGUCCGAAUUUACUCGGGAUUCUGCAAUUCAACGAAAAUCUCAAGUUGAACGUAUGAUGAGUGAGGACUGUUAUAAUGUUGGUGACGAUACAGAUAUUUUACAAUCACCGCCAUUUAGUCGAACAGGAAGUCUUGAAAGCACAUUGACAGCAAGUGGUAUUCACAAACUUGAAACAAAAUCUUCGACUUUAAAAGGACAUGAAUCUUUUGAUGAUGAUGUGGACAUUUAUUCAGAAUCUUACUUGCCCGAUAAAAAAAAUUCUAUAGAGAAUGGCACAGACUAUGCAGAUAGUAUUCAAAGACAAUUAAUUGAAGCGGAAAGUAUUAAAGAAAAAUGCAGUCCUAAUACCUCUAUGUCAAAGCCUGAAUCAGCAUCAGGUUGGAAAAUGUUUCAAAGACGUUAUGGUGUAGAAAUGCAAAUCAAUGUACCGGGUGUAAAGAACAAGGCUGAUAUGGCCAACAACAACUAUGAUUUCUGUAGGAAAUCGGAGAAUGAGAUUCCUGUAGAUGGAAUACAGACUGACAAACCUGGCUUAGGAGUAAUUGGUAAAAAAGAAAGUGUCCAGUCUGAUAGUAGUGGAUUUGCUGAAGCAGAACAUGUGAUGCCAGAACCUGUUGUCAUACAAAAGGUAUCAAGUCUUGGUAGUAGUACAGAAAGCGAUCAGACAUUCAAAAGUAGCAUAACUAUUUUACCUAACAAAUCAAGUGCACCCAAAAUGAGUGUUACAUCUCCUGAUGGAACACAAAACAUUUCAUUGGAUAUAUCAGGAUCUGAGAGUUUUUCAAGUUCAUCCAAAGUUGAUAUUGCUGUUGGAACUGACGAUUUUAGUGAAUAUUUGCAUGCACCGAAUAUUUGUUAUCAUUUACAUGAACGAGAUGGAGAUGAUUCGGGGACUUAUUCCGAAAAUAAUAAAUCUGUUGUACUGACGAUUGAACUACCUAAAAAAUGGGUCAACUCAAAUCCAAAUAAAAAAAUUGGCAAACCUAGAGUUAUCUCCCAUCUGUAUAAAGAAAUAGGUCAUCCAACACGUAGUCAAAGUUUAGAUACAACUGAUUCAGAGGCAAAUGAUGAGGUUGUAGUUAUGCGUCGUCACCAUGGACAAUCAAAUUUCCCAUUAGAAAGGGCUGCAUCAGACAGUCAUGUGCCAUCAGACUAUCCACUAAGGUCAUCCACACCUCAUGGAGGUCAUUCUAGAAGUAUCAGAGAUUCAAUUAUGUUUGCAGAGUCAGGUGGUGGUAUGCCGACUGACUUUCCGAUGCAAUUAUUAUCUACUCCACAUGGGCAUUCAAGAAGUAUACGAGAUUCCAUUUAUUUGGCGGAAACUAAGCAGACAUUUUUUCCGAAUCAACUUCCUCCUCGCAGUACAUCUCCUACAAGUCUUUCAGCUUUUAGUGCUUUUGGCUCAUUGCCAAGACGGACAGGUUCCAACAGAGAACAUUUAGAAAGUGAUAGUAACCUUAAUUUAUCAAGUGUUUCACUUGUUUCUCAAACAGAUAGUGUUUCUAGUACAUCCAGUGGUAGUUUAGAAUAUUACAAACUUAUGAAGCUUGUCAAUCAACCAGUGUCUUUCAAGACCGACUCAAAGGGUCGGAAAGGUAACAUCAGAUUUGUACCAAAGUUUAGUGUAAAGGAAUGGACACAACUUCAAAAGCAUCAGCAAUUAAAAGAAGAAACCAAACUUGCUCAGCAUACCUUACAAAGAUAUAAAGCUGAAUUAAAUAUGAUGGAAUCUCAGUUCCUCGUCAAGACACAACUUGUAAAAGAUGAUCUCUCAUACAGUGAUAGGGAAGAUGUCCAAGAGUUACAGUAUUUAUUUGGAGAAUUACGUAAGGAAAUGUUAUUGACAGAAGAAACAUUAGCCAAUAGAUUGGAUGGUAUCAACAUGGGCAAUGAUAACUAUAAUCCUAUGUUAGCCCUGGAUGUUAUCAGGAAGAUGACUGAACUUUUACGAGAACAGUCUUAUCAACAACAGAUGGUUACAGAAAAGGAUGAGGAAACCAUGGAAACAACCCACAGCGCCACCUGGCGGUCUAGUGGAUCACAGCGUUUAUCUGAGGCCAAACAAAGAGGCUCAAUCUCUGACUUAGAUUCUGAACAUAGUUUUAGCAGUAGUUUAUCUGAGUUGAAAGAAACAAUUUUAACUGAAGUACGACAAGAAUUACAUGACAAUACCCAGUGGUUACAUAAAGAAUUACAGAAGAAAGAGAGAGAACUGAAUGCAUUAAAGAUGGAACUAAUGUCAACCAAUAUAAAAUCUGGAACCACCAGGAAAAAACAUUUCUAUGAGAGUGAUGUAUGAGCAAGGCCUCACUAACCCAAAGUAGGUCAUUUUGGUACCAGUGACUGGAACCUAGGGCUAGACUGGUUGCUGAUUUUAAAGCCAUUAUGAGAAAGGAACCAGUAUAUGCUUCUUGAUGCAGAAGAGAAUGAAAAGAUUGACCAAUGAAUGAAGUUUAAUUGAAGUGAUUAUACAUUUGAUUAAGAAAAACGAUCACAAUGUCUCAAAUUUUUUCACAACAGUUUUAUUUGUAUGUCUUAUAUAUAUAUUAUUCUUUAUGAUUUUUCCAAAGUACUAAAAUUGUAAUUAUAGAAAUAUGAGCUUUACAACUUUUAAUAUUACACAUACAAUUUUGAAAUUUAGCAAUAAUGUAUAAUUUCAUGAUAUUGUAAUUUUGUCAAUUUUUUUUAUAUUCAGCUAUAUUUUUACCAUUU
Molecule: messenger RNA, 4652 nt
Organism: Mytilus trossulus (common blue mussel)
Lineage: Eukaryota; Metazoa; Mollusca; Bivalvia; Mytilida; Mytilidae
Exons: 17
Coding region: 1-4239 (1412 amino acids)
Molecular function (GO): signaling receptor binding
Source: RefSeq, a predicted model, not a curated record